This is a messenger RNA of Dermacentor albipictus, 864 nucleotides long. RefSeq lists its product as uncharacterized. The record is from RefSeq and is a predicted model, not a curated record. NCBI's taxonomy places the organism in Eukaryota, Metazoa, Arthropoda, Arachnida, Ixodida, Ixodidae.
AUGGGAAAAAGAGCGCUGACAAGUCGCGCUGUAAGUAAGAAGCACCGACUUGCUGCAAACGGAGCCAGGACACCUUCUGUAGCUUCGUUUCUUACGCCGCCGACAAGUGAACCGUCGGGCGCUAUUGUGACCAAAGCUGGGCCAGUGGUGUCAGGUUCUGCGCCGCCUUCUUCUUCUUCAACCACAGCUACGGACAUCCGACCCGAGCGUGCGACAAAGGAUAUUUUUCAACGUGACACAGAAGUGAUAAAUGCUGAGGUGACGUGGUGGCUCAAUGCUGUCAUGAUGCACACAUCAUUUCGUGCUGCCGCGGCAUCGGCUUCUUUGUUCCCGUUGAUGUUCCCAUCAUCAGCUACUGCCAAGAAAGUGCAGCUUGGCAAAGAUAAGGUGCGGUAUGCCAUUGUCUAUGGCCUCGCACCUUUCUUUAUAGAAAGCCUCGUGUCGGAAUUGAACCCAGCCUCCUACCUCGUCUUAGCGUUUGAUGAAUCGUUAAACAAAGUUGCAAAAAAGGAGCAAAUGGACGUGUUGGUUCGCUUUUGGUCGGAUGCAGAGGGAAGUGUGAAAACACGCUACCUGACGUCAUGCUUUCUUGGGCGCACUCGAGCUGAAGAAUUGGUGUCCGCAUUUAAAAGUGCCACUGAUGGACUCUCACGUUCAAAAAUUCUUCAGAUAUCAAUGGACGGGCCAAACGUCAACAUGAAGUUUCUCCGUGAGAUCAAGCAAGAACUGUGUGAAUCCAAUGAGGACCGCCAAAUUCUCGACGUUGGAAGCUGUGGCCUUCAUGUAGUGAACGGCACGUUCAAAACCGGACACGCGGCAACAGGGUGGCAACUUGUGGAAUUUCUCCGGGCUAUGUACAAUUAA